CCCGGGCCCGGGUCCGGGAGCGGGCCUAGCCCCCGCCGGUCCCAUGGGGAACACGGUGACGUGUUGCGUGUCCCCGGCCGCCAGCCCCAAGCUCAGCCGGGGCCCGUCGGGGGGGGGCCGGGGGGGGCUCCGGGGUGCGGGACGCCGGGAGGCCGCGCGCGGCCCGGCUGAGGCGAAGGCCCGGCCGGACGGGGAGGAGGACGACGACGACGACGACGACGACGACGACGACGACGAGGAGGAGGAGGAGGAGGCCCCCGGCGGCCGACGGCACCGGCAGGGCCCCCACCUGCAGCACAUCAGCGACCGCGAGUUCCCGGACGAUUUAACUGUGGAGUCGAAUCCGUCUGACCACCCCAGAGCAAGCACAAUUUUCUUGAGCAAGUCCCAGACUGAUGUGAGAGAGAAGAGAAAGAGCAACCAUAUAAAUCAUAUUUCUCCAGGGCAGCUUACUAAAAAAUAUAGCUCGUGCUCUACCAUUUUUAUAGAUGACAGUACGGUCAGCCAGCCCAAUCUUAGAAGCACAAUAAAAUGUGUGACAUUAGCAAUAUACUACCACAUAAAGAACAGAGAUUCAGAUAGAUCCUUGGAUAUCUUUGAUGAGAGAUCACAUCCACUAACACGGGAAGAUCUACCAGAUGAUUACUUCAAGCAUGACCCCGAUCACAAACAUAUUUACCGUUUUGUCCGGACACUCUUUAGUGCUGCACAGUUAACGGCAGAAUGUGCAAUAGUGACUCUGGUUUACUUAGAAAGACUUUUAACUUACGCUGAGAUUGACAUCUGCCCCAGUAACUGGAAAAGAAUUGUUUUGGGAGCUAUUCUUCUGGCUUCUAAGGUUUGGGAUGAUCAGGCUGUGUGGAACGUGGAUUACUGCCAGAUCCUGAAAGAUAUCACAGUUGAGGACAUGAACGAGAUGGAGAGACACUUCUUGGAGCUGCUGCAGUUUAAUAUUAAUGUUCCCGCCAGUGUGUAUGCCAAAUACUACUUUGAUCUCCGCUCUUUAGCAGAUGACAACAAUAUGAGCUUUCUGCUGGAGCCCCUCAGCAAAGAGCGAGCGCAGAAAUUAGAGGCUAUCUCCAGACUGUGCGAAGACAAAUACAAAGACUUGUCGAAAGCUGCCAUGAGACGAUCUUUCAGUGCCGAUAAUUUAGUUGGUAUUCGUCAUUCUAAUGCCAUCCUCUCCUGAGAAGAGUUGAGGAGCAGGGCAGCCUGAAGCUAGCAUCAGGAAGGAAGCGGGAUACCUCACCACUUCCUGCCUGCGAGCCAGCAGGUAGGGAAGAUCGCGAGAAGAGAGAGGUCGCUUCCCAAGGACCCCCCCCCCCCGGAUCCGAGGAAAACGCCGCUGGAAAGCCGGGACUUGUCAAAGCGGCAGUCACUCCUCUCCUUUUCAGUGUAUCCAAAAGGGCAAAAAGAAACUUACAGAUGGAAGGCUCACACACACACACCCCUCCACCCACCCCAGCCCCACACACGCACAGAUGUUUGCUUACUGUGUAGGCCUAUAGCUGUGAACUGUGAGUUUUUUAAAGUAACAGUUUUAAAACCUAAAAAUGAAACACUAACCAUGUGACUCUAGUUCAGAUGUUCUCCCUCCCACUUUCCUGGCUGCCUAAAGCCUGCGGUGUGUCUUUUCCAAGUCAGCACGGUGUUUAAUAUUCAAGCCGGGACUCUCCGAAAGCCCCUCUGGAGUAGAUACUGGACCACUGAUGGACGUCGACGAGUUUCCCUCCCCGUUUUGUUGCAAAUAAAGCUGCUAAUGACCAGUGGCAAUCAUCUUAAAUUAAGGGUUUGGUGUUUUGCCAUUAACACUCCAGGAAAUUGGGUCUGCCCAGAUUGGCGUUUCAGUCUACCUUGGAUUGGAAGCAGAGAUAAAGUAGGUUAUAUUGAUUGAUUUGUCCUUUUUCAGAGUGGGUCCAUACUACAUUUCUUUUGAACUAUGGUGCUUCUGACUUUUGGAUUAUUUUUUGUUGUUGUUCCUGCUCUGAAAGAGGUGCAGCCUGUUGGAUGUUUCUGAUCUGUUCAUGAGCAGGGAGGAAAUAAUUUCAGUAGCCCAAAGUGACACAGUGACGAUGCUCUGUGUACUAAGGCACGGUGACAUGGGAACUCUCGUACUGAAGAGCCAUGAGGAUGGCGUUAAGUUGGCAGUACAGUGCUCUGCUUUGGUCCUCUGGACUUCCUGCUACUUCUGGUCCUUGGGAAAAAUGG
Molecule: messenger RNA, 2208 nt
Organism: Tachyglossus aculeatus (Australian echidna)
Lineage: Eukaryota; Metazoa; Chordata; Mammalia; Monotremata; Tachyglossidae
Gene: CCNYL1
Product: cyclin Y like 1
Exons: 10
Coding region: 44-1189 (381 amino acids)
Biological process (GO): regulation of cyclin-dependent protein serine/threonine kinase activity; regulation of canonical Wnt signaling pathway
Cellular component (GO): plasma membrane
Molecular function (GO): cyclin-dependent protein serine/threonine kinase activator activity; protein kinase binding
Source: RefSeq, a predicted model, not a curated record